CUCUCUCUCUGUGAAAAUUUUGAGAGAUUUGAUAAUUUAUAAAUUUGAUAACAGAAUUAGAUGGAGCCCAAUUACACCACAGAGUCGCCAAUAAGAUCAUCUCUAGAUUCCACAGCUCAGACAGGACAUGCAAAUGGGGCUGAUUGGCAAGAAGAGACCUAUCAAAAGAUCAAAUCCAUGAAGGACUUGUACUUGCCUGUAAUAAAUGAAAUGCACCAGAAAAUUGUUGCUAAAUUGCAGCAGCAUGAUUCUCUUCCACAACAAUCAAAGUCAGAUCAGCUUGAGAAGUUGAAAGUAUUUAAGACUAUGUUGGAGCGUAUUAUAACAUUCUUACAGGUUUCCAAAAGUAAUAUACCACCUGGUUACAAGGACAAUUUGGGGUCAUAUGAGGAGCAGAUAGCAAAUUUUAUAAACACAAACCGGCCUAAGAAGCCUGCACUGCAGCAAGGACAGUUUCCUGCGCCUCAUAUGCAAUCCAUGCAACAGCCACAAUCUCAACUUGCUCAAAUGCAGUCUCAGACAGGACAUGCAAAUGGGGCUGAUUGGCAAGAGGAGAUCUAUCAUAGGAUCAAAUCCAUGAAGGACUUGUACUUUCCUGAAAUAAAUGAAAUGCACCAGAAAAUUGUUGCUAAAUUGCAGCAGCAUGAUUCUCUUCCACAACAAUCAAAGUCAGAUCAGCUUCAGAAGAUGAAAGUAUUUAAGACUAUGUUGGAGCGUAUUAUAACAUUCUUACAGGUUUCCAAAAGUAAUAUACCACCUGGUUUCAAGGACAAGUUGGGGUCAUAUGAGGUGCAGAUAGUAAAUUUUAUAAACACAAAUCGGCCUAAGAAGCCUGCACUGCAGCAAGGACAGCUUCCUGCGCCUCAUAUGCAAUCCGUGCUGUCUCAUGAAAAUCAAAUCAACCUUCAGUUUCAAUCAAUGAACUUACAGGAUAAUUCAAUGUCAGAUUGAAUUUGUCUCAAUGCUCAUAAACUGGCAGGGUAAUAGGAUACUUAUAUACUCAUGUCUAGUCUCACUCUAUGUAAAUAUCUAUUGCUAGUCUGACAAUCAUAGUCUUCUUAUUUUGGUUAUUAUGUACAAUUUUUGUAGGCAUCGUUUUUUAUUAAGGAACGGUUAUUUGAACU
Messenger RNA from Quercus robur (English oak), 1124 nucleotides. Its product is annotated as mediator of RNA polymerase II transcription subunit 15a-like. The transcript is spliced from 7 exons. The record is from RefSeq and is a predicted model, not a curated record. Gene Ontology annotation, molecular function: transcription coactivator activity; chromatin DNA binding. Bases 61 to 951 code for a protein of 296 amino acids. NCBI's taxonomy places the organism in Eukaryota, Viridiplantae, Streptophyta, Magnoliopsida, Fagales, Fagaceae.